AUUGGCCUUCCUGAAAUUCGAAUCAACAUCGCUUGUUCUGAUUGGCUGGUUCCAGCGUCGGUUCGCCUAAAGCGUUCUCUGUUGAACGGGUUUAUUGUUCCUCGAGUCAAAGAUUUCACACAGACCUCCCCGGAUCCCAUUCAAAGUGAUAAUUUGCAGAAAUGGCAGGAGGAAAGGCAGGUAAAGACAGUGGCAAGGCCAAGGCAAAAGCAGUGUCUCGCUCACAAAGGGCCGGACUUCAGUUCCCAGUGGGCCGUAUCCACAGGCACUUGAAGACCCGCACUACAAGCCAUGGUCGUGUGGGAGCGACCGCAGCCGUCUACAGCGCAGCCAUCCUCGAGUAUCUCACAGCUGAAGUUUUGGAGUUGGCAGGAAACGCUUCUAAAGAUCUGAAGGUGAAGCGUAUCACUCCUCGUCAUCUACAGCUGGCCAUCCGUGGAGACGAGGAGCUGGACUCCCUCAUCAAGGCCACCAUCGCUGGCGGAGGUGUGAUUCCUCACAUCCACAAGUCCCUGAUCGGUAAGAAGGGCCAGCAGAAGACUGUGUAGUUCCCGCUGGGCUCGCUGUGGACAUGGACUCAAGGACUCGCGUUUGGGAUGUGACCAGAUCGGCUUGUUCGUUCAUUCAUGCGUUCGUUUCUUUUUUUUUUUUAAGUUAAUAUUAAUGUUGUACUAGCUAGCUAACCACAAGUGAUUUGUUAGAGUUUUGCGUUAAUGUUCUAUCGCCAAAACUAGAAUGGCAAAUAAGCCCCGCCCCUUCAAUCCAAAUGUCAGGUGUUUUAGAGCGAGACGAACAGGAAGUGUCUGCUCUUUCCUGCGGUGAGUGCAGAAUUGUUUGUUGAAUUGGCCAGAGCUGUGAAGCUGUUUUAUACAGAAAAAUGGAAUUAAAAACAUUUUAUAUGAAAA
Carassius gibelio (silver crucian carp) is the source of this 905-nucleotide messenger RNA. RefSeq names its product histone H2A.V. The record is from RefSeq and is a predicted model, not a curated record. Gene Ontology annotation, molecular function: protein heterodimerization activity; structural constituent of chromatin; DNA binding. The coding region runs from base 162 to 548 and encodes 128 amino acids. Lineage: Eukaryota; Metazoa; Chordata; Actinopteri; Cypriniformes; Cyprinidae. Gene Ontology annotation, cellular component: nucleosome. The transcript is spliced from 5 exons.